UUUCUACCAUCUUUAAUAUUUUAUAUUUACAAUUGGCAAUUUCAGCCAAUAAAUUUAGAUCGAUUUAGCAACAUUCCAUUUAGAUGGCAGACACACCAGAAUCCCAAGCGGCAUUGAGCACAUCCACUACCACGCCCGCUGACAAAGAUGGCUCAAAGAUUUGUAUCCUCCUCAACGCCACUGGGAAUGUGCCCAUCAUCAAAAAAAGAACCUGGACUGUGGAUCCAAACAAAACCGUCAGCUGGAUACAGAAGUUUAUUCACAAGUUUCUUAAACUUGAUGCCAGCGAGCAAAUUUUCCUGUACGUUAAUCAGACAUUUGCACCCGCCCCCGAUCAGAUAAUUAAAAACCUGUACGAGUGUCAUGGAACCAAUGGAAAACUGGUACUCUAUUAUUGCAAGAAUCAGGCGUGGGGCUAAAUCGAUACGCACAUGACUUUGCUAAAUCUUAAGUAUUUAUUCGACUACUUUUUAAUUUGUAUAUUAUUAAAUGUGAAUAAGCUGA
Messenger RNA from Drosophila eugracilis, 504 nucleotides. It is a transcript of the gene Atg12, whose product is annotated as autophagy protein 12-like. The record is from RefSeq and is a predicted model, not a curated record. Gene Ontology annotation, cellular component: Atg12-Atg5-Atg16 complex; cytoplasm; phagophore assembly site membrane. Gene Ontology annotation, biological process: nucleophagy; autophagosome assembly; C-terminal protein lipidation. The transcript has 3 exons. The coding region runs from base 84 to 419 and encodes 111 amino acids. Lineage: Eukaryota; Metazoa; Arthropoda; Insecta; Diptera; Drosophilidae.